Molecule: messenger RNA, 1902 nt
Organism: Sparassis crispa
Lineage: Eukaryota; Fungi; Basidiomycota; Agaricomycetes; Polyporales; Sparassidaceae
Exons: 4
Coding region: 1-1902 (633 amino acids)
Molecular function (GO): protein binding
Source: RefSeq, a predicted model, not a curated record
AUGUCUUUCGUCAAUCUACCAGAGCCAGCAACCCAAGCGACGCUCGCAGAUGCUCGGAGAGAGCUAGUGUCGGAUAGGCUUGCUGUCCGUGUACUCUCAGACAAGAUACAGGCGGCAGAGGAUGACCUUGCACGCAUCGUGGAAGAGUCUCGAUGUGCUGUCCGUGAUAUGGAGAGGGAGCGUGCAGCUCUGCAAGAGAAAGUGGCGUUAACCUUGGCCUAUAUAUCGCCCAUCAGGAGGCUGCCGCACGAACUGCUUCGCUACAUCUUCUUGCUCAACUUCGAGGACUACCCGUGUUGCGCGUGGGUACUCUCUGCGGUCUGUUCUCUGUGGCGUCGCCUUGUACUGUCGAUGCCCGUUCUCUGGUCCAAGAUACGCCUCGUAACUACACAAAGUACUUCCGCAGACACUAUUCGGCUCUGGUUGGAACGGUCGGGCACCAGUGUACCGCUAGACAUAGAGAUAUUCCUGCGCUCAGAGCCGUUUUCUGGUAUCGACUUGUCCUGCCGCCGCCGCUCGUCUUCUACCUCUGCCCACGGCUGGACAUACGGGCCGGCUGGUUGGACAACGACGCCGUCACCGUUGGCCCACCCGGGAUUAGGUGCUAAUGCGCACGCGACGUAUGUGCAAGUGCCGCAGACAGCAGGCAUCCAUUUUUUUCCGAUCGCACAGGCGGCGCAGCUAGUCGUCGCGAACGGUGUCGCGUCCGCACCAUCAACCGCGUCUCAGGAAGACCCAUGGGACAUGCCACCGCUCGUGUCUGCAGAACGAGCGCCGUCUUUGUCGCGGUCGAAGACCAGCAUGCACUGGGGGCACAUCGCGUUCUUCUACCUCGUCGAGCAGAUGCGGCGCUGGGAGAGGUUCGUGUUUCGGUUCGACAAGCAGUUCGCUUCAUUCACCGCCCUAAAGGCGAUCGAAGGCGAUGCGCCGCUGUUGCGUGAGUUCGAGGUCUCGUGUGCGGAUUCGGCGUUCUACCACGACUGGAAGUGGCUUCCGUCUGCGUCGGCGAAUUCAACAUUCGACAUUUCUAGCCUCACCACGCUGACGCUGCACCACGUCCCGUUCAAGUGGAGUGCACCGAUGCUACGCAACUUGCACUCACUCUCGCUGCGCACAUUGCCGACGGUACAUCUCGCGCUGGAUCGCAUCCUCUACAUCAUUGCCUCAAACCCAGAGCUCGAGACGCUUUCACUGCAUUUUACCUCUCCGAACCCGCCCGUGCUGCCGCUUACCCCAACGACGCUGCAGGAGCUCAAGGUCCUGAACCUUGGGGGACACUACCUACUGAGCACCCUCGUCGACUCGUUGAUCCUCCCCUCGCUCGACGUACUGAUCCUCGACAUCGACGCGCGCGAUCCGAUCGAAGAUACCGUCGCCUCGCUACUCGCGCGCUCCAACAAUCCGUCGCUGACCCGGCUCUCGCUCGCCUACGGGCUCGGGCCUGGCGCGAACUCGGGCUUCUACUACGGCGGCGCGGGCGUCGCCUCGUGGCACUUCCUCGGGGAGCUCGAUCACCUGCUGUCACUACAGAUCGGGAGCGCGCCGUUCGAGCCGCUGCUGGCGACACUCGGCGCGCCGGACGACGAUCCGCAGCAGGACCACUGGAUUUGCCCGAAUCUGCGUGCGCUCGCGAUGCGCGGCUGCCACCACACGCACGGGGACGGCGUGUCGAAGCUCGUACAGAUGGUCGAGGCGCGCAACCCCGAGAUCUCUGCGGCGGGCCCGGUGCCGUACUUGGGCGGCGUCGUCGCGCCCGCGCGCCUUCGCCAGCUGGAGCUGUAUGAUUGCGCGUCGUUAGGUCCUGAUGUUAUCAAGUGGCUGAAAACGAGGAUUGAGGACGUUGCGUGCACCGAGCCUCUUUUCGAAGGGUCUCCACGGAGCCCUGCAUAUCCUUAUCUAUAA